Molecule: messenger RNA, 4979 nt
Organism: Larimichthys crocea (large yellow croaker)
Lineage: Eukaryota; Metazoa; Chordata; Actinopteri; Sciaenidae
Gene: lmnb2
Product: lamin B2
Exons: 13
Coding region: 239-1963 (574 amino acids)
Biological process (GO): nuclear envelope organization; heterochromatin formation; protein localization to nuclear envelope
Cellular component (GO): nuclear lamina; nuclear envelope
Molecular function (GO): structural constituent of cytoskeleton
Source: RefSeq, a predicted model, not a curated record
ACGUCCUCUGCUUUUGGCGCGGUUCUGGUAGCGGUGUCGGCCAUCUUGGUAUCACAUCGCCGUUUCGGGCAACUCCGCGAGACGCCGCACGAGCUUACUACUCAUUGAUUGACAUCGUGUCGUUAAACAAGAAAAACAAACUGUUUUUGCAGCCUCUUUUUGCGAACACAGCAGGUGCGUUUGUUUUCUAUAACUCACUGAGUGGUGAAGCAAACUGAGGAUUGUUGAAACAACCGUUAUGGCGACUGCUACCCCAAGCCGUGAAGCUGGCCGGCCGGCGGCCUCUACACCUCUCUCCCCGACCCGCAUCUCCCGCUUACAGGAGAAACAAGAUCUGCAGCACCUGAACGAUAGGCUGGCCGUGUAUAUCGACCGGGUCCGGGCACUGGAACUGGAGAACGACCGGCUGAUGGUCAAAGUCUCUGAGAAAGAGGAGGUGACUACCAGGGAGGUGACAGGACUGAAGGCUCUGUAUGAGGCAGAGUUAGCUGAUGCCCGACGGGUUUUGGAUGAAACUGCUAGAGAGAGAGCCAGACUCCAGAUAGACUUGGGCAAGGCUCAGGCCGAUCUUGACGAAGCCACCCGCAGUGCCAAGAAGAAGGAUAGUGAUCUUGCUGCAGCGUUGUCCAGGGCCAGUGCUUUGGAAGGCCAGCUGAACAAGAGUGAAGCAGCUCUUUCUACAGCUCUGAGCCAGAACGCUGCUCUGACUUCUGAGCUGGCUGAUGUCAGUAGCCUGCUGACUAAGGCGGAGGACAGCCAUGCUGUUGCAAAGCGCCAGUUGGAGGCAGAGACACUGAUGCGUGUAGACUUGGAAAACCGCUGCCAAUCCCUGAGCGAAGAUCUGGAGUUCAGGAAGAGUAUGUUUGAAGAGGAGGUGCGUGAGUCUCGGCGUCAUCAGGAGCACAGGAUCGUGGAGGUGGACUCUGGAGUCAGACAGGACUAUGAGUUCAAACUGGCACAAGCUUUACAGGACCUGAGGAAGCAACAUGAUGAGCAGGUCUCUCUUUAUAAAGACGAACUGGAGCAAACCUUCCAGGCCAAGCUGGAUAAUGCCAAGAUGUCCUCAGAGAUUAAUGACAAGGCAAUGAGCACCGCCAGGGAGGAGGUGCAGGAGUCCCGAAUGAGAAUAGAGAGCCUCGGCUAUCAACUGAAUGCCCUGCAGAAACAGGUGGCUGCCUCAGAGGAUCGUAUCAGGGAGCUGGAGGAGAUCCUGUCAUCGGAGCGCGAGAAGCACCGCCGUGCCAUUGAAGGAAAAGAACAAGAGAUGAGCGAACUGAGAGAGAGGAUGAACGCUCAGCUCAGUGAAUACCAGGAGCUGUUGGACGUGAAGCUUGCCCUCGAUAUGGAGAUCAAUGCAUACAGGAAACUGCUGGAGGGAGAGGAGCACAGACUGAAGUUGUCCCCCAGUCCAUCAUCUCGAGUCACCGUGUCCAGGAUAUCAGGAUCUUCCUCCUCCCGCACCUCCAAGAGGAAGAGAGUGGAGGCUAAGGAUGUCUCAGAGGUGGACAUAGGAGAGGGCCAGCUGCUGGUGUCGGAGGAGGCCACAGCAAGUGGAGCAGUCACUAUAUCACCCACCGACAUGGAUGGAAAUGCAGUCACGCUGACCAAUGAUACUGAACAGGACCAACCUUUGGGCAACUGGAGGUUGAAGAGACAGGUUGACAACGGGGACGAGGUCGUCUACAAGUUCUCCCCAAAGUUUGUCCUCAAGGCCGGGCAGUCAGUCACGGUGUGGUCUGCUGAUGCUGGCGUGGCCCACAGUCCACCAUCUGACCUGCUGUGGAAGAGCCAGGCUUCCUGGGGGACAGGAAGUGACAUAGUUACCGCUUUGAUGAAUUCUGACGGCGAGGAGGUGGCCAGAAGGAGUGUAACCAAGACUCAGGUAGAAGUGGAGAAUGGAGAGGAAGAGGAGGAUGUGGAACAAACAGGCAAGGUGUCAUCCAGAGAGUGUGCCAUCAUGUGAAACCUUCCUGUCCUGUCGAUUGCUUUGACUUCCCAAUUUCCAAAUUUUUUUUUUUCUAGAGCCACUCCGAUAUGAUCAUGUCUGUUGCCUCAUCAUUUGGUGUUUUGUUUUUUUUUAAGUUUCUCUGGACUAAUGGACAUGUUUUUACUGCCCUCCACUUUUCUGGACCUACUUUAAUGAGUCAUUUACCUAAAUAAUACUAGCAAUGCUAAUGUCUGUGGAUCACUCAUAUGUUGGAUCCUUUCUCCUGUCAGUCUAUCUUUCUUCAAGCACAGCAGAACACAACGUGUAACGAUUGCACGGAAAUUCACUAAAAGAACCUGUCAUUUGAGUUCUUAAAAUAGUACCUCCGCUGUGUGGCCAUAAAGAUUUAAUAACUUUAAUAUUGAACUAAUGAUGAGAAUGGAUUGAAUUUUGGAACUGUUUUUCCCUCCAAAAUCAAGACAUUUCUGACAGAGAGCUCUGUCUGUUUCCCUUCUAUAACAUUUAUUUGUGUGGUUACGUAGAUUUUGCCCUGACGCACAUUUUCCUGUGUUUUUAUUUAUGUCUUCCUUUGAAAGAUCUAAACUGAGACACAGUUGAAUUUACAGAUUGACUGAAAAGCCAGUUAAAAUGAGGGGGUCUUGUGUUGGAAAGCUGAUUUCCUUCCAUUAUAUGUCAGCGAUCAGAGCUUAGACCACUACAGAUGAACUCUGGGACACACUUUGUCUUUACAUGACCUGCUCUCAGAGACCUGAUCUGCUGGCCCUCCAUCCCUUUGUCCUCCUCUCCCCUCCUUAUCAUCAUCAUUAUUAUUAUUUGUAUUAUUUGUAUUAUUAUUAUUGGUUUAAAGAUAAUAAUGUGAUAGUUAAUCUGAUUUCAGUCUUACUUGUCAGAGCUGAAUUAAAGAAUUAAACAUUUGAUACUUGCUGGAAAGGCUUAGAGAGCAGAAGGUGUUUGGAGCCUCACGUGGUGCCACCUUCCAGUUCUUCUAAGUUUCCACAGUGACUGUUGCUGUUGCCUGUAGGGACUCCCUGUGGCAGGGCCAACUCCUGAACGAAAACACUACAUUUUCGUUUCAAACUUUUUUUUUUUCUGAUAGUAUGUGGAAAAAUUGGUUUGUCAGUACUGCCUUUGUGUAGUAUGUAGUGGAAAACAUGGUGGUGCUUCCAGGCAGCCCAACAAACAUCUGUUGUGCUGCCUCGAAAACCUUUGUUACUGUAUUGCUUGUCUUGUAGCUCUAAGUCAGUGGCAAUGGCCAGUUAUAAAAAAGAUAUAUUGGAAUGAAACACUAAAAUCUGAAGUGACGAGACCUUUGGAACCUGCUCAUUAACCUUAUCAGGGGUUUUGUCUUACCUGAUAUGUAAGUUCUUUAUCACAAUCAGCCCAUUGCAGUCUCCUGUCUUUCCCCUUGUUGACUAUGAGUUCAGUGUUUACUGACGUUUCAGCUCUGAUCAGGUCCACCAACACCUUUGUGAAACAAGUAACUAUUAAGUAGCUACAUGUUCAGUCUGUUUGAGCCAAAGCAAUGAGCAGAGCUGCAGACUAGACCGAGACAAGGACAGCUGUAUACAGACAGGAAGAGAAGUGAAAGUGCAACUUGGCUGUCACCUGUAUGGCACCACACGGACUACUAGAGUUGAGCCUGUGGCAGCUUGUUGCAAACAUCUCCUGUAUGAAAAGGUUGUUGUCUUGGGCAAGUCGGCUUGCAGCCAUUAAACUCAUGAACUUAUGGUGUUUAAAUUGGUGUCGGCAGGUCUUCUCUGCUGGGGAUCGUGAUGGGACAGACUAGCCCAGUCUUUUGUCUCUGUGCAAAGCAACACGGCUGCUCUUAAAAUACGGAGCGGCCAAAACGUGGCUCGAGUAACAGUUGGAUGUGGGUUUGGCGUUUCGGUUCCCAGUUGGCCAACUGAAAUAAAAUGUUGUUAAGAAAAGCCUCAGGAAUGGCUUUGUCAAUCUGAAGUAUUGAACUGACAUAACAUUGCCUCCAUUUUAUGUACACACAAGGUAAACAGUGAAAGCAACACUCUUAUCUCGAUCUCUGCAUUGUCCUCUCUGUAUGCUUUGGAUUGCAGUACGUUGUACAAGUGUUGCUUCCACAACUUGUCACCUUCAGGCAAUUCAAUUCUUGUGUGUUUGUAUGCUGUGCGUUACAUUGCUAGUUAUUUUUCUAUAGCAUUUUCAUCUAUGUACUCGAUUUGUUUACAUGUUUGCAUAUUACUUUGUGCUUAGGAUUUCUGGGGGGUGAUUAAGGUUGGGUGUUGAUAAUCUAAACAGAAGCUGGUCAGCUUCACACUCGAUUUCUGGAUUCCUCUAAAUCAUCACUGAACACUCCUGCUGCAGUGUUGUGCCCAGAGUUUCAAGUCUUCACUUGGGUUUUUCAUUGACAAGAAGCUUCUUGUCUUGUUAUUGAACAUUUGAAUUAGGUAGUCUGGCAGUGUUAGACUAACUGUGAAUGUUAAGUUAAUACUGAUCUUUCAUAUACAAUGGAAAUUCAGUCCCUCCAGGAAGUCUCAAUCUUCCAAUUGAACCAAUCCCUGCAGUACUUUUGUUUGUUGUGUUCUCGUUACAAAACCUGGUCAAAUCUUUUACCAAAUCACUGUUUAAAUACAGAAUCUGUUUUUCAAAGAGUCAAAUAAGCUUCACUAGAACUACAUGGAGUUCUUUAUUUUCUGAACCUUUUGUUGCAUAAUAAUAUGCACGAUCAUCAGUGAUUUGCAUUUUGUAAACUGACCUAAUCACUAGUGUUUUAUAAAAUAUAAAACUAAAUGGUGAAUGGUGCCAAAAUGAAUGUAUGUAGGUAACUUUUUUUCCCCAGUCAUUUUUGGCUGCAUUAACCGAAAAACCCCAACUGUGAUCCUGGAGGGACUGUUACUUGGGUCUGACUUGGUCUGCUACUUUUAACACCCAAGUUUUAAUCACUGAAACAGAGACCUGGUGUAUUCAUGUCAGGGGGGAGCAUGCCAAAUGUCAGUUUUCAUUUAUGAUUAACUGUUGAACUACUUUUUGUACACACAAUAAAUGUUUUGCAUAUACA